AUAGACAUGUGAUAAAGAUUGCCAUACCUCUGACAAUACUCACAAUAUCUGCCUCAUCCUGAAAGACUUGGCAACUGCGAGCCUGCAAACAAGUCUUUAAACAUGGACAAGAAGUUGGACCUGUCCAGGCUGUCAGAAGAAGAGGCCAAGCAUGUGUGGGAGGUCAUUCAAAGAGACUUUGUCCUCCGGAAGAAGGAAGAGGAAAGACUUGGGGAACUUAAAACUAAGAUUGAGAAGGAGGAAGCUAAGAGGGAACUCCUGGGCUCUCAAUCAAACCUGAGUGAGUCUCACUGCAUCCGCUGCCUGCAGCCCUUUAAGUUCCUGGUGAACAGCAGACGGCAGUGUGUGGACUGCAAACUCUUCACCUGCAAGACCUGCAGCCGCUACAACAAGAACGAGCAUGGCUGGGUGUGCGACCCCUGCCGCAUGUCCAGAGUACUAAAAAUCGGAACUUUAGGAUGGUACCACGACAACGUCCACUCCCGCUUCAAGCGUUUUGGCAGUGCAAAAGUGAUGCGGUCCCUGUACAAGAGAUUAAAUGAAGAGGGGCAUCGUGAUGAUGACACACAGAGCAUGCCUGAUGUGCGCAAUGCUUAUAAUGGUCAUGAUGAAGAACAUAUGGAUGCAUCUGAAGCUCAACGUUAUAAGCAGAUGCGAAAGACUAAGCGUCUUCUCUCUGUCCACCCCAUGGAUUUGGAAAUAGACGACUAUGCCGUUCACUCUCGCAGACAGUCUGUCCAGUACAUCCAUGAUGAUAGAGGUCAGCGGAAUGAUCUAGAAUACAACUCUGAAAUCUACCAUCAGCAUCAGCAACGCAUGAACCGCAGGAAAAGUCUCGACAGGUUCUCACGCCCAGAUGAUGGCCUAUACUCUGAGAACAGAAUGGUACGUGCUCGUUCUCUCUCUAAAAUCAAUUCCUCAAUGGCUCCGCGUCAGAUCUACCUGGACACUUCAGAGGAAGAGGAUAUGUACCGCUAUCCUGUUUACCAGCUUCCUCCUCGGCGCCGCAGUCGAGCUUCAUCUCAGGAGAACAUUCAGCAGGGAGCACCACCGAUCAAUGAACUGAGCAAGAGAAUGUCUGCCAUCGAGAGUCUAUUGAAUCGAUUGGAAGAGAAAAUUACUGUGCCUUCUGAUCAGCCUGCCCUGCCCCCAGCAGGGCACAUGGAGGAGGAGAAGCUGAGGAGAAAACUUGAUGAGCUGAUGAGUGACAAAGGACUUUCUUCUGACGAGGAAGACCCGAAGCGAGCUCCUCAGUAUAAACGCUCUACUGUGAGAGGGGACCAGACAGCAAUGGUCCUUGCAUCCCAAGAACCCCUGAGCUCCUCCAGUGACGAGAUGCCCACUGAAGCACAAAAGAGAUCCACUGCAGCGGCCCUAUGCGACAUCACAACUGAGAUUCUAAGAACAAUUAAUGCCACUGAAAGCGCUAUGAACGAGUUGACCCCCUCAAAUCCUAAUGACAGACUUCAGUUAGCGGGCACAGAUGUUAAGCAGGCUGAUGAUGCGUACAGGGAACUUGAGGAAAAUGUGUACAUGACUGCAGGGAAGUCCUAUGAAGUGGCAAAAAAGUUGCAAAAGAUUGAGCACAAUGCCAAGAAUCACUAUGGUGGCCCAUUAACUGAUUCAGAACUCUCUGAACUAGAGGACCAGGUUGCUCUGGCUGUUGCCAAAGUUCAGGGCACGGAAAGUGAAGUCUCGGAUAUUGAGAGCAAGUUAGCUGCUCUAAGUGCUAAAGGAUUAUCAAUUGAUAAAGCUAAGAAAAAGGCAGUGAGUAUGCAACAAAAAAGGAAGUUUCCCCAAGAUUUUUCAUCAAGCAGAGUGCACUUUUAAGUGUAAAGAGGACAUCACUUCUCUGUUGCUGUUACUUCUGUGAUUAUCCCUUUAGACCUUCGUCAGUCUAUCCACACCUGCCACCUACAGUACAUUCAUCCAUUUUGUCAGCCAAAGGAUGUAUUGCAAAUUAUCAAUCAUCACAAGUCCUGAUAACUAUGUAUAACUGGCUUACAUAUGCUGUGCAUUUUUGGGAUUGUAAAACUCUUUGUGUUUGAGCUAAUAAUAUCAGCCAACCCAUUUAAAACUAUUAGGAGACAUGAACAACAGUUUUUUUUGCAAAGAAAAAAAAUAGGAUUAAUUUCCAUUAAUCUCCAUUACAUUUCCUUGCCAUCUUUGUUUAUCAGAUUGCCCUAUCAGCUUUGACAUUUUAAUAAUAAAUGUACUGCAAAUAAU
Molecule: messenger RNA, 2226 nt
Organism: Danio rerio (zebrafish)
Lineage: Eukaryota; Metazoa; Chordata; Actinopteri; Cypriniformes; Danionidae
Source: RefSeq, a predicted model, not a curated record